Necator americanus (New World hookworm) is the source of this 840-nucleotide messenger RNA. RefSeq lists its product as uncharacterized. The transcript is spliced from 4 exons. The record is from RefSeq and is a predicted model, not a curated record. NCBI's taxonomy places the organism in Eukaryota, Metazoa, Nematoda, Chromadorea, Rhabditida, Ancylostomatidae. The coding region runs from base 1 to 840 and encodes 279 amino acids.
AUGGAAGACUAUGGAGAAGGAGGUGAUUCCGUCCAUUUCUUGCUAAUUGCCGUAAAAGACGGCCCGGAAGAUACGGCGCCGCACAAGGCUGGCGUGCUCCAAUCGAACCUCUUGUACAAAAUGUGCGGCGAUGCUGAUGAGAACAAAGUAGGUGGCUGCGCAAUAGCUGUGAGGAACGAUUACAAGAACCUGGUGGAGGAAUUUGGCUCAACGUUGUCUAGAUGCGCCUUUCUACGACUACGGGAUCUCAGUCGUAGAAGGGCGCAUCUAGACAACGUUGAGCCUCUAGAUCGUCGACAACAUGUUGUCAACCUUGUAUCGAAGCUGGCUGCAGCCUAUAGACUACGUCUACGCCCUGGUAAAUUCAAGCAGAUGUGGAUCUCUUCGAGACCUCGAACGGGAAUCAGAGUGGACGGACAACCGAUAGAACUCGAUGAGUUCUGUUACCUGGGCUGUACGCUGAAGAACAACGGCAGCUACGAGAGAGAUGAGAUGCAAAGAUGCGCUAAGGCCACUUCUGCAUUUAACUCCUUAACGAAAUGCCUGUGGAGACCGGCAGAUCGCCUUGUUCAACGAGUCCUGAGGAGUUUGCCAGGUUCGAGCUGGAAGAAGCCACCUGGCCGAAAACGGAAGUUUUGGACUGAGGUGGUGAAAGAGGACUUGAGGACACUCGGCGUGGAUAGGCAGUUCAGGCAAGACGUAAGGUUUCGCAGAAUAUGGAAUAGCGACGAAUGUAUUGAUUCUGUGCAAGCUCUCGCAGAAGAUCGAGAAGGUUGGGCAAAGCUGUGUUCAAGGACGGCACACCUUGGCGAAGAUGCGGUUAGUCGCGUCAGGCGAUGA